UUUAGUUUUUUUGAUGUUUUUCGUUUUCGUGUUUUUGUAUUAGUUUUUUUGAUUUUUUGUUUUUUCGUUUGUUUUAGUUUUUAAAUUCAUUUUGUUCUUUUUAGUUUUAGUUUUUAAAUUAAUUCUGUUGUUUUUUUUCUAAUUUUUAAUUCAUUGUUUUUUUUUUAUUUUACAGAUGCAGGCCACCAGGAGGGAGCGGGCCUACCUGCGGGAGGCCAACGAGUGGCUGCGGUGGGAGGAUGCGGAGGGUGAAAUCCUGGAUGGCGAGAACAUUUUCGCCAUCCAGGAUCUCCAUAACCGGGCCGCCAAAUGGUUGGCGGAUGCGGAGGACGAGGCCUACCUGGCCGGAGCCCGUUGGGAGGGAGGUGUCGGCCCAGACACCCCGAGAGCGCGGUGGGUCCGCGCUCUGAGGCGCGAGGCGCGCCAGUUCGAGGCCGAGGGUGAGCAGGUGCUCGCCCUAUACGACGUGUGGGAUGCCUGGAGUCUCAGGAUCCUCUUCGGGGAGGAGCCCGCCCAGCCUGACCUGACGGAGGAGGACUGGUCCCUGGAGCAGUGGGACUGAGACCCCUGCCCCCCCCCUCCAACUUGAUUUAAAUUAAAAAAAAAAAAAUGUAUUUUUAAUUUUAAGUUUUUUGAAAAAUAAAACAAAAUUUUAAAAGCAAUAUUUACUUGCUUAUUUAUUUAUUUAUU
Diachasmimorpha longicaudata is the source of this 690-nucleotide messenger RNA. RefSeq lists its product as uncharacterized. The transcript has 2 exons. NCBI's taxonomy places the organism in Eukaryota, Metazoa, Arthropoda, Insecta, Hymenoptera, Braconidae. Bases 176 to 562 code for a protein of 128 amino acids. The record is from RefSeq and is a predicted model, not a curated record.